Molecule: messenger RNA, 5190 nt
Organism: Neoarthrinium moseri
Lineage: Eukaryota; Fungi; Ascomycota; Sordariomycetes; Amphisphaeriales; Apiosporaceae
Exons: 4
Coding region: 1-5190 (1729 amino acids)
Biological process (GO): microtubule-based movement; mitotic spindle organization
Molecular function (GO): microtubule motor activity; microtubule binding; ATP binding
Source: RefSeq, a predicted model, not a curated record
AUGGCCAGCUCACCGCCGGCUUCACCUGGCAUGCUGCCACCGCGUCCCAUGAGCGCCAUGGUCAAGUCCGCGCCCAGGAGCAGCAGUCGCCUGAGCACGACCAGCAAGGCCGGAGGCGGAAGCCGGGCCUCUGACGAAGAUGGACGAACCGCAGUCAAAGUUGCUAUUCGUGUGCGCCCGCCGUUAAAGCCCACAGACCCGGGCUUCGAACUUAUUCCGCAGCGAUUCCAGCGUUCUAUGGUUCAGGCCACGUCGUCGACGAGUCUAGCGAUCGAUGCGCCCCAGGGAAAGAAACUGUUCGUUUUUGACCGCGUCUUUGACGCCGAUAUCACACAAGAAGGCAUAUGGGAGUACCUCAAUGAAAGCGUGACUGCCUUCCUACAGGGUUACAAUGUCUCCCUCCUGGCCUAUGGCCAGUCAGGUGCCGGCAAGUCAUAUACAAUGGGAACUUCUGGUCCAGCCGAGCAAGCGGAUUUGGAGGUCAUGGGUGUCAUCCCGCGUGCUGCAAAUGCGCUCUUCGAGAAGCUCGAAGGCCCGCCCCGAAACUCUAAUCGCAACUCCAUGUCACAGUUACGGACGCCACAGCGAUACUCCAUGGGCCCGUCGACGCCCAAGGCCGAUAAGACCUGGAAGCUCACGGCCACGUACGUCGAAAUUUAUAACGAGCACCUCCGGGAUCUGUUGGUGCCCGACGAUAUACCCGCCCAUGAACGUGGUACAGUCACGAUCCGUGAGGAUACCAAGGGCAACAUUUUGUUGACCGGUCUACAACAAGUCGAGAUCAACUCGGUGAACGAUCUCAUGAAUGCACUGAGUUUUGGCUCAACCAUUCGUCAGACUGACGCAACAGCAAUCAACGCAAAGUCUUCACGUUCCCACGCCGUCUUCAGCUUGAACCUUGUACAGCGCAAGCCCAAGGCCACUCCUACGGCCGAGAAGCGCUUUUCCGUACCCCUGGAAGCUAUGACGGGAGCCGAAACCUGGGUCACCACCGACAGCAAGUUGCACUUUGUCGAUUUAGCCGGCAGUGAGCGUCUGAAGAACACCGGUGCCCAAGGUGAUCGGGCCAAGGAGGGUAUCUCUAUCAACGCCGGCCUGGCGGCCCUUGGCAAAGUUAUUUCGCAACUGUCGUCCCGGAAUCACGGUGCUCAUGUCUCUUAUCGAGACUCGAGACUCACUCGUCUGCUCCAGGACUCGCUGGGCGGCAACGCCAUUACAUAUAUGAUUGCUUGUGUAACACCGGCUGAAUUCCAUUUGAGCGAGACACUGAAUACCGUACAAUAUGCGCAGAGGGCCCGUGCGAUCCAGAGCAAGCCGAGGAUCCAGCAGACCGAGGAGGGUGACAAGCAGGCCAUUAUCGAACGUCUCAAGGCUGAGGUGGCAUUCCUGCGUGAGCAGAUUCGCAGCGCUGAGCGCAGCGGGGCCGACCGUCGCAAUCCUGUGGCGAGCGAGAGGUCCGAGCGACACAACGAACGCGAAUCCGAGUUGCAAAACCAGUUAUUGGACGCCCAGGAGAAUUACACCACCUUGAGUCAGCGACAUGCUAAACUCAUUGCCGAAAUGGCCAGGGCCAGGGACAACGAAGCCUCGAGCGAAACCCGUGAUACCGACGGCCUCCACGGCGACACCGCCACCGAACGUCUCAACCGCUCCAACUCAUUUGCCCAAGCAGUGGAGCAGGUCGUUUUGGAGUACGAAAAGACGAUACAAACUCUUGAGCAGUCCCUUUCCAGCACUCGCACAACGUUGUCCAACACGGAAACAAAUUUGUUGGAGAAGGAGACGAAGUGUGCCUAUAUCGAGACCAUCAACACCCAGCUCCAGGCUCGCCUAACAAAGCUGAUGGAUCGCGAGGCCAACACGGAGAGCUACCUGCACGACCUAGAGGCUAAACUAGACGGCCAGACUUCUGGCGAAGAAAAGAACGCGACCAUCAUCUUGGAGCUGCGAAAGGAGAUCGCGCGCAUCCGCGAAAACGAAGCCUCUUGCGAGGACUACAUCUCCACGCUGGAGGAGAGACUCGCCGAAGCCGACCAAGACAGCGAAUUGAUGCAACGAGAAAUCGACCGCCUCGAACAAGUCAUUGAACGCCAGCGCAGCCUGGGGAAACUAGACAAUCUGCUGUACGAGCUGGAUAACUUCCAGGGAGACGGCAAGCCUCCGCAGCCGGAAGCCGAGGUCACCAACGGAUUCGGGCACCGUCGAACAUUCUCGGAACGGUCGACGAAGAGCCACAUGAGCCGGGCGUCGACAAGCCAUGCUCGCCGUGACACCCUCCCCGACGUAGGAGAGGAGGAUGCGGAGGGAGACGAUGCCGCCGCUGACGAGACACUCAAUGACACGGUUGUCGAAGAGGAGGAAGAGGAGCCACUAGCAGAGGCCGAUACUGUGCAGAAGACUAGGGAGACUUCAGCCGAAGCUGCUGCGUUAGAGCCUCCGAGUCCGGCACAGACCAAGUUCGUGGCUGACAAGUUGGAGAACGUCACUGAGGAAUUGGUUCAACUUCGGGUCGAGCAUGAGAGCACUCUCAAUGACUACGAUGCGCUGCAGGCCAAGUAUGAAGAGGCACUGAAAACCCUGUCCGAGCUUCAGGACGCGGUCGAUGAGGCUAAACACCCCAGUCGCAACCGAGACUCGCUCCUAUCCGUCAAUUCACCCACAGAAACGCGACCCCCUUCUUUUUUAUCCGAUGCAAAGACCAACGACACCAAGGAUGGGACCCACUUCUCCUCGCGCUCGCUCUCCUCGGAGUUAUCGUCAGCUAUGGAAUCUCCAGCUACUAUUGAUUCCCCUACCGAGGCCGACACCCCGAAGCCGGCUGAGUCCCUCGACACACUCACGGAGGAGACUUUGGAGGACGGGUCUACUACUAGUGACGCUCUGGCCCUUGAGCUUGAGAAAUUGAAGUCGUUGGCCGCGGAGAAGGACGCUGCAGAGAAGGAGCUCGCAGAGAAAUACGCUCAAUUGGAAGAGAAACACAGUGAGGCUUUGGAUCUCGUCGAAGAGCUCAAGACCGAGGUUGCAAAGGCCAAGUACGCCGAGCCACCAUCUCCUAGGAGUGCUACGCCAGUCAUUCGCCGAAAGUCAAGUCAGAACGUCAUGAACAUCGAUAGGGCCCACAGGUCCUUUGCUUCACUACGGAAUAUUGCAGCAGACAACUUCGAGAGCCAACCGGAUGUCAUGCAAAACUUUGAGGUCAACUUGAAUGCAGCCAUGCACGAGCUGCACGCCAGAGCAGAGCGAAUCCAAGAGCUCGAAGCCGAUGUUGCAAACACCAAAAAAGAGAUGGAGACGAAGAUGACUAUCAUCAGCGGUCUCACCCGAGAGCGCUCCAGCUUGAAGGCAAGCCCGAUGGAUAUCUCGGUUGUCUCAAGAAUGAAGGACCAGUUGGAGCAGAAUGAACGGCAGCUCAAGACCAUGCAAGAGUCACAUGCAGUAAAGGAGUCGGAACUCCUUCGUGAAAUUGAGACUCUGCGAGCACAAGUCAAGGAGUCUGCCCAGUCGAGAUCAGUCGCCUCGAUUCCGGAGUCUGAGGAACCGCAGAAUGCUGCGCAUGAGAAGAAGAUUGCAGAGCUCCAGUCUGAACUCACUGGUUGGGAGAGCAAGCACCACACUGCGUUGGAAACAAUGCAGGCUACCGAACAACAGAUGAAGAAGACUAUUGAGGAGCUUGAGGCUCAAGUUGCAGCAGUCAAUGAGAAAUUCGAGACUCGAGGCACAGAAGGCGACGACGAGGCCAAGGACACAGAGGCCAAGCACCAAAGCCUAGUCACAUUCCUUCGAACUGAGAUUGAUGAAUACAAGGCGAUAAUUAGCAGCAAUGCAACAAAGGUGGCAGAGCUUGAGGAAGCCCACUUGGCCGCGAAGAGCCAGCUUGAAGAAGCAACACAAGCUCGUGAUCUUGCGGCCACCGGCAACCAGGACUUUGUCAGCAAGCUCCAGUCUCAGAUCUCUGAGCACGAGCAGGCUAUCAAGACUCAUCAAGACAACCUGGAGCAGCUCCAGGCUAGUCAUGCCAAGAACAUUGACGACAUCAAGGCAGGUUCUAAGCAGGAGUACGAAUCGCAGCUUGCCAUUCUCAUGAACGAGCACGCUGAGAACGUUAGACUUCUGGAAAGCGACCUCGCUGAAGCCCGCGAAGAGCUGCUCAAGGUUGCUAACCAGGUUGCUGUAGCUCUUGGGGUAGAAGUCAGCCUCGAAAAGAUUGGCGAGCGUGUUGAGGAGCUGAUUGCGGACCAAAAGAAGAAGACGGAGCUGGAGAGCCACGUCAACGAGCUAUCUUCCAUCAACAACACUAUCAUGCGUGACCUGGAGGCUGUCAGGUCUGCAUUGAAUGAAAUGCUUCGCGUCGAGGGCGAAAAUGUCAAGAGCCCAUACCCCUCCGUGUCUGAGCAAUUGGCUGCUUUCAAGAAGCGAAUGGGCGACUUGGAGGUCAAGAACAAGAAGCAUUCACGUCUCGUAGAAGAGUUGGAGGACCAACUACAGACCAACUACGACCAGGCUCAGCUCACCAGCAACCGCCUGUCCACUUUGCAGACUGAGCGUCAGGCUCAAUUGGAGGAGGCUACUGCUGCCAGGAUCAAGACUCAGGCCGAGCUGGAGACACUUCGUGAGGAGCAUGCUGCGCUGCAGGCUCGAUUGGAACAAUCGGAAGGAGUUCAACGAUCCAACUCGAUGAACUCGCAACUCCGCAAGGCAGCGUCGCAUACUUCUCUGCCGUCACCACCUCCAGCCAUCCCAUUGCCUCCUCUACCUGGCGGUGGCACUGCUUCCCCCACUCACGGAAUGCCGCCGACCCCUACUGGUGGCCGGCCCACCAGCAACGAUUUGGCCAUGGCUCAAAUCAGGGAUGAUCAAGAGGCUCGUAUCCGUACGAUCGAGCGCCAUCUUCAUGCAGAGAAGCAGUUGACUUCUACUCUUGAGGAGGCUCUCACCGACCUUGAGAGACAGUCAAACAAGGUCAAGGCAGACUGUGAUGCCUGGCGCAAGCGUGCUCAAGAACUCGAAACCGAGGUCAAGGAGCUCAAGGAGAAGCCUCAGCAGGACAACAGGUGGCGAGACAGCUUGCACCAAGUCGAGGAAGAACGGAAGAAGCGCCAAGAUGCCGAGAGAGCUGCUGCCCAUCUAGAGGCCCGCAUGAAUGCCAUCAACAGCAAGAAAAAGAAGAAGGGCAGUCUCAAUUGCUUCUAG